AUGGAUGAUUGUACUGCAGCAAUAUUUCAUGAUUUAUUCCGGGAAUUACAUAUUGUAUGUACAUUUCGACAUCAAAUUAGACCUAAAACAGCAAUAAGCAUUGAAGCACAUAUGGUUUUUGGCCGACCCUAUUAUAUUGUUUAUGGAUUAUGCGAAAAAGGCUCAUUAGUGCAAUAUCUUGAAAUGAAUACCAUCGAUCUGAAUAAUGGAAUAAAACAAUUUAGAACAAAAGAAGUAGAUCCAAAUAAAUUACCAAAUAAACGUUGGCUUGCACCAGAAGUUUUGACAACAAAAUUAUUAACGCUGAAAUCAAAUGUAUUUGCAUUUGCAUUUUUAAUGUAUGAAUUUUCAAUGAUGAAAAUAUCACAUGAAGCAAUUGAAGAUAAAAAUAUUCUUGAAUAUAUUGAUAAAAAUCCAUUGUUCGACCAAUAUAACAUCAACAGUUCCACAUUGUUGAGAAAAUUGGUAAAUGGAUGUUGGACAACAAAUCCAGAAAAAAGAUCUAAGACAUCUUUGCUACUAUCAAAACAAAAAAAUAAUCAUUAA
Messenger RNA from Brugia malayi, 546 nucleotides. RefSeq lists its product as uncharacterized. Gene Ontology annotation, molecular function: protein tyrosine kinase activity; ATP binding. Bases 1 to 546 code for a protein of 181 amino acids. The transcript is spliced from 4 exons. The record is from RefSeq and is a predicted model, not a curated record. NCBI's taxonomy places the organism in Eukaryota, Metazoa, Nematoda, Chromadorea, Rhabditida, Onchocercidae. Gene Ontology annotation, biological process: protein phosphorylation.